AGUCCGGAGCGGUUGGUUUCAUUCAGGUUCCUCACUUCCUGGUUGUGAGGUGAGAGAGCAGCUGAAUUAUUAACCGACGGUCAGAGGCAGAGCUGAGACGCUGAGCGUGAGCUGCUGGCCAUGGACCUGCUGCUGUCCGCCCUGAAGGCCGUGGACCCGGCCGCCGUGGAGCAGGAGUACCAGGUGGUGCGUUCCCAGUCGCUCCAGUUAAAGAAACGUCACGGUUUGACCACAGAGGUUGGAUCCCUAAAGGACAACGCCAAGAAGAACCGAUACAAGGACAUCCUACCAUAUGAUCAGACCCGGGUGGUUCUGUCUCUGCAGACUUCAGGCUCUGACUCCGACUACAUCAACGCCAGCUUCGUCCAGGGGGCGUCAGGUGACUGCAGAUACAUCGCCUCCCAGGCGCCCCUCAGUUCCACUCUGACCGACUUCUGGAGGAUGAUCUGGCAGCACAAAAUCAAGGUGAUAGUCAUGGCCUGCAGGGAGGUCGAGAUGGGAAAGAGGAAAUGUGAGUGCUACUGGGCAGCUCCUCAUCAGUCUGCGGCGUUUGGACCUUUCACCGUCACCACGCAGGUGGAGUCGCGGCCCAACCAGGACGUGGUGGUGCGAACCCUGGUGGUCUGCUACCAGCAGGUAGGCGCUCACCUUGCUGGACCCCGUCAGGACACCUUCCUCGCUCCUCUUCCUCUCCCGCAGGACGUCCACUCGCUGGUCCAGUUCCAGUACCUGUCCUGGCCGGACCACGACGUCCCCUAUGAGACAGCCGGGAUUCUGGACCUGCUGGACCGAGCCAGGAGCAGCCAAGGAGCCGAAAGCUCACCUGUCCUGGUCCACUGCAGUGCUGGCUGUGGGAGGACAGGAGUCGUCUGCGCUCUGGACUACAUCCACGACCUUCUGGUUACCAAGGCUUCAUCGGUGAUGUCCUCGUCCCUCCUGCAGAAGAUCACCGAGGACUUCAGCGUCCUGGACCUCGUCCUGGAGCUGCGGAGACAGAGACCCUCGGCGGUCCAGACCAAGGUAGGACUCCACGUCCAGCAGAAGACGGUUCUGGUCAGCAGCAGGACGAGAACGUCCGGUUCCGUGAUGCGGACCCGUCUUCCGGUGUCCCAAACAGCACAGGGACGUCUUUGUCCCAUUCAGGUCUCGGUUGUCUCCAGCUGUCUCUCCUGGGACAGUGGGGUCUGGGAAUUGGACCGGGCCAUGACAGCCCCUCCACCGGGUGGAGCAGAGAGACUCUCUGACUGCGGUUGUGCUUCCAGGACCAGUACGGCUUCAUCUUCAGCGCCGCCGCCAGCAUGUUGGAGCGCUUCCUGCCUGGGGACCGUCUCUACGGCAACCUGCCGCAGAAAGAGGAAGUGGUGCGCUGACUUCCUGUAUGAAAACUAGAGCUGCAGCUUGACGAUAAGCGGCUGAGAUCACAGACAGAAGCGAGACCAGGAGGACGGCGGCUGAUCGGUGGGAUCUGCUCUCCGCUGGUCGCUUCCUGACUGAGGCAGGUCGCUGCGCUCGCUCAGCCAGGCUCCCCUUCGCUCGACCCGUCAGCUGAUCAGGGUUGAAUAUCUUCUCCUUCUGCGUUCAGACAGAAAACUCUGAAAGCCGUGUGGCCUUCGCGCCGUUCGGUCUGAUAGGCAAAGGU
This is a messenger RNA of Poecilia reticulata (guppy), 1639 nucleotides long. The record is from RefSeq and is a predicted model, not a curated record. NCBI's taxonomy places the organism in Eukaryota, Metazoa, Chordata, Actinopteri, Cyprinodontiformes, Poeciliidae.